AUGAAUAAAACAAACGAGUUCUACGACCCGGUUGAGCGCAAGUCGCAUUUCCUACGGCAGUCCGGGAUAAAGUACAGACUCAUCUGUUACUGCAAGAACUGUUGGUUGUCCCUCUACAGCCGUGUAUGCCUUUCGCUUACACUCUACAGCCUGUACACUCAGAAGGCCGUUGGAUUGCCCAAAAUGGAUUUUCCGAAAAAAUUAGCCGCCUUGUCAGCCGCGUCAAAUACUCCCGGCUGCAUUGUGAUUACGCUAAUGCAGCUUCAGCCCCAUGUGAUCACAAUCAGCAAAUAUCGCCUCGGGGGUGCCGCGUGGACCGUCAACCAUUUCGAGAACCUGGAACCGUUCGUCAGCCGCAGUCCAAAUCAAUGGACUUUUUGCAACGGACGCUUCUACUGUCUUAGCCAAAGCAGCCAAUUGGCAUGUUACGAUCCCGAUAAUAGUGCCUGCUUCGUCGUCCCCGUCGAGCGACUUGAGUGUAUAAGGGCACCUGCUUGA
Messenger RNA from Andrographis paniculata, 498 nucleotides. RefSeq names its product F-box protein At3g56470-like. The transcript has a single exon. The coding region runs from base 1 to 498 and encodes 165 amino acids. NCBI's taxonomy places the organism in Eukaryota, Viridiplantae, Streptophyta, Magnoliopsida, Lamiales, Acanthaceae. The record is from RefSeq and is a predicted model, not a curated record.